ACCUGCCGGGUACCAGCAGCCUGAGGCGGGGGCUGCGCUGCGGCGGCGGCCGAGGAGCUGCGCCCCCGCUGAGCGAGGAGGAGGAGGAGGAGGAGGAGGAGGAGGAGCAGCCGCCCCCGCUCCAUGAGCGGCGCCCGCCCGCCCCGCUCUGCCCAGGGGACCCGCGGCCGGCGGCCGCCGCAGCGCCAGCAGCAUGUGGAGCCCGACCGAGGAGGAGAAAUACGGCGUGGUGAUAUGCAGCUUCCGAGGAGCUGUGCCGCAGGGCUUGGUCCUGGAGCUGGGUGAGACCGUGCAGAUCCUGGAGAAAUGUGAAGGGUGGUACAGAGGUGUUUCCAUUAAGAAGCCCAAUGUGAAGGGGAUUUUUCCAGCAAAUUAUAUUCACUUGAAAAAGGCAAUUGUCAGUAACAGAGGGCAAUAUGAAACAGUUGUUCCACUUGAAGAUUCUGUUGUGACUGAGGUCACAGCAACACUACAGGAAUGGGCUGUGCUCUGGAAGCAGCUGUAUGUGAAGCAUAAGGUAGAUCUUUUCUACAAACUGCGCCAUGUGAUGAAUGAACUCAUUGACCUGCGCAGACAGCUGCUGUCAGGUCACUUGACGCAGGAUCAGGUGCGAGAGGUCAAGAGGCACCUCACAGUGAGGCUGGACUGGGGCAAUGAGCAUUUGGGCCUAGAUUUAGUUCCUCGAAAGGACUUUGAAGUUGUGGAUUCCGAUCAGAUCAGUGUGUCAGAUCUCUAUAAAAUGCAUUUGUCAAGUAGACACAGCGUCCAGCAGAGCACAUCACAGGUGGAUACAAUUCGUCAGCGUCACGGAGAUGCUUGCCGUAUGCCAGUGCCUCAUCACUUCUUCCUCAGUCUAAAGAGCUUCACCUACAAUACAAUCGGAGAAGACACUGAUGUCUUUUUUUCUUUAUAUGAUGUUCGAGAAGGCAAACAAAUCAGUGAGAGAUUUAUGGUGAGGUUAAACAAGAAUGGAGGCCCCAGGAAUCCAGAGAAGAUAGAUCGAAUGUGUGCACUGUUCACAGAUCUCAGCAGCAAGGAUAUGAAGAGGGAUUUGUACAUAGUUGCCCAUGUAAUUCGAAUUGGUCGCAUGUUGCUAAAUGACUCAAAAAAAGGGCCCCCACAUUUACACUAUCGCCGUCCCUAUGGCUGCGCGGUGUUGAGCAUCAUGGAUGUACUUCAGUCAAUCACUGAGAUAAAAGAAGAAAAGGAUUUUGUUCUCAAAGUUUACACGUGUAACAACGAAAAUGAGUGGUGUCAGAUCCAUGAAAACAUCAUUCGCAAGUCCAGCACCAAAUACACAGCACCCAGCUCCAACUAUGGACUUAUAAUAUCUCUUCAGCUUCUUCGUGGUGACAUGGAGCAGGUUCGAAGGGAAAACCCCAUGAUCUUUAACAGGGGGGUUUCUGUUACCAGAAAGCUGGGUUUCCCUGAUGUCAUAAUGCCAGAGAUGAAGAUAGUUGGGUGUGACAUCCGCAAUGACUUAUACCUGACAUUAGAAAAGGGAGACUUUGAAAGAGGUGGGAAAAGUGUGCAGAAGAACAUUGAAGUGACCAUGUAUGUUCUGUAUGCAGAUGGAGAAAUCUUGAAGGACUGCAUCAGCCUGGGCUCAGGAGAGCCAAGCAGAAGCGCCUACCACUCCUUUGUCCUUUACCACAACAACAGCCCCCGAUGGGGGGAAAUCAUCAAGCUGCCCAUCCCCAUUGACAGGUUUCGUGGGUCUCACCUCCGCUUUGAGUUCAGACAUUGCUCCACAAAAGACAAGGGAGAAAAGAAGCUCUUUGGGUUUGCAUUCACUCCGUUGAUGAGAGAUGAUGGCACUACCUUGUCGGAUGACAUCCAUGAGCUUUAUGUCUAUAAGUGUGAUGAGAACAGCACAUUUAAUAACCACGCGCUCUACCUGGGGCUGCCCUGCUGCAAAGAGGACUACAAUGGCUGCCCCAAUAUUCCUUCCAGUCUCAUUUUCCAGCGCAGCACCAAAGAGUCCUUUUCAGUCUCCACUCAGCUUUCUUCUACCAAACUGACCCAGAAUGUGGAUUUGCUUGCCCUACUGAAAUGGAAGGCUUAUCCUGAUCGUGUGAUGGAUAUUCUAGGAAGACUGAGACAUGUCAGUGGCGAGGAAAUCGUUAAGUUCCUUCAAGACAUUCUGGACACGCUGUUCGUAGUUCUGGAUGACAACACCGAGAAGUACGGCCUGCUGGUCUUUCAGUCUUUGGUGUUCAUCAUCAAUCUGCUGCGUGACAGCAAGUAUUUUCAUUUUCGACCUGUGAUGGACACUUACAUUCAGAAGCACUUUGCAGGAGCAUUGGCUUAUAAAGAAUUGAUCCGAUGUUUGAAGUGGUACAUGGACCGUUCAGCUGAGCUUGUACGCCAAGACCACAUCCAGGAAGCAAUGAGAGCCUUGGAAUAUCUUUUCAAGUUCAUUGUCCAAUCUCGGAUCCUUUACUCCAGAGCUACUUGUGGAAUGGAAGAGGAGCAGUUCCGCUCCAGCAUCCAAGAGCUUUUCCAGUCCAUCAGAUUUGUGCUCAGCUUGGACAGCAGGAGUUCGGAGACUCUCAUCUUCACACAGGCUGCUUUGCUGAACUCCUUCCCCGCUAUCUUUGAUGAGCUGCUGCAGAUGUUCACUGUGCAGGAAGUAGCGGAGUUUGUGAGGGGCACUCUGGGCAGCAUGCCCAGCACUGUGCACAUCGGGCAGUCAAUGGACGUCGUUAAGCUCCAGUCCAUUGCACGCACUGUCGACAGCCGCCUGUUCUCCUUCUCAGAGUCCCGGCGCAUUCUGCUUCCUGUGGUUCUUCACCACAUUCACCUUCACCUGCGACAGCAGAAGGAGCUGCUCAUCUGCUCGGGGAUUCUGAGUAGUAUCUUCUCCAUCAUCAAGACCAGCUCUCUGGAGGGAGAUGUCGUGGAGGAGGUUGAGAUGAUGGUGGAAAGCCUCCUGGAUGUGCUUUUACAAACUCUGCUAACAAUCAUGAGUAAAUCGCAGUCUCAGGAGGCGGUAAGAGGGCAGCGUUGCCCGCAGUGCACAGCAGAAAUCACUGGAGAAUACGUGUCCUGUCUUUUAUCUCUGCUUCGUCAGAUGUCAGACACUCAUUUCCAGCACUUGCUGGACAACUUCCAAAGCAAGGAUGAGCUAAAGGAAUUCCUGCUGAAGAUUUUCUGUGUGUUUCGGAACCUUAUGAAAAUGAGUGUUUUUCCUCGAGACUGGAUGGUGAUGAGGUUGCUCACCAGCAAUAUCAUAGUUACAACAGUUCAGUACCUGUCUUCUGCACUGCACAAGAAUUUCACAGAAACGGACUUUGACUUUAAAGUGUGGAACUCUUAUUUCAGCCUGGCAGUGCUGUUCAUAAACCAACCAAGCCUCCAACUAGAAAAUGCCACUCCAGCUAAGAGAAAGAAGAUAUUAGAUAAAUAUGGUGAUAUGAGAGUGAUGAUGGCAUAUGAGCUCUUCAGCAUGUGGCAGAACCUGGGGGAGCAUAAGAUACACUUUAUUCCGGGAAUGAUUGGCCCCUUCCUUGGUGUGACGCUCGUCCCGCAACCAGAAGUCCGGAAUAUCAUGAUUCCCAUCUUCCAUGACAUGAUGGACUGGGAGCAGAGGAAGAACGGCAACUUCAAACAGGUGGAAGCAGAGCUGAUCGAUAAGCUGGACAGCCUGGUAUCCGAAGGGAAAGGUGACGAGAACUACAGAGAACUCUUCAGCCUGCUAACUCAGCUCUUUGGGCCCUAUCCCAGUUUGCUGGAGAAGAUUGAGCAGGAGACGUGGCGGGAGACUGGGAUCUCUUUUGUCACGUCGGUUACUCGCCUCAUGGAGCGCCUGCUUGACUACAGGGACUGCAUGAAAGGCGAUGAAACAGAGAACAAGAAAAUCGGUUGCACAGUUAACCUUAUGAAUUUCUAUAAGUCAGAGAUUAACAAGGAGGAGAUGUACAUCCGCUACAUCCACAAGCUGUGUGACAUGCACUUACAGGCUGAGAACUACACAGAGGCUGCAUUUACUUUGCUUCUGUACUGUGAGUUGCUUCAGUGGGAGGACAGACCUCUGAGAGAGUUCCUGCAUUACCCAUCUCAGUCAGAGUGGCAACGUAAGGAAGGUCUGUGCCGUAAGAUUAUCCAUUACUUCAACAAAGGGAAGAGCUGGGAGUUUGGAAUCCCGCUGUGCAGAGAGCUGGCCAUGCAGUACGAAAAUCUCUACGACUACCAGAGCCUCAGCUGGAUUCGGAAAAUGGAAGCCACCUAUUACGAUAAUAUCAUGGAGCAGCAGCGCCUGGAACCCGAGUUCUUCAGAGUUGGUUUUUAUGGUCGGAAGUUCCCAUUCUUCCUGCGGAACAAAGAAUACGUGUGUCGGGGCCACGAUUAUGAGAGGCUGGAAGCCUUCCAGCAGAGGAUGCUGAGCGAGUUCCCACAAGCCAUUGCAAUGCAGCAUCCAAACCACCCAGAUGACUCUAUAUUACAGUGCGAUGCUCAGUAUUUACAGAUCUAUGCUGUGACUCCCAUCCCGGACAACAUCGACGUGCUGCAGAUGGACCGUGUCCCUGACCGCAUCAAGAGCUUCUACCGGGUCAACAACAUCCGGAAGUUCCGCUAUGACAGGCCGUUCCACAAAGGCCCAAAGGACAAGGACAAUGAGUUUAAGAGUUUAUGGAUUGAACGCACCACUCUGACCUUGACUCACAGCUUACCUGGCAUCUCCCGUUGGUUUGAAGUGGAGAGAAGAGAACUGGUUGAAGUCAGUCCUUUGGAAAAUGCCAUUCAAGUGGUUGAGAACAAAAACCAGGAGUUGAGAACGCUGAUAAGCCAGUACCAGCAUAAACAAAUGCAUGGUAACAUUAAUCUUCUCAGCAUGUGUCUGAAUGGGGUGAUUGAUGCAGCUGUGAAUGGGGGAAUUGCACGAUACCAGGAGGCCUUUUUUGAUAAAGAUUAUAUCACAAAGCACCCUGGAGACGCAGAGAAGAUCACGCAGCUCAAGGAGCUCAUGCAGGAACAGGUGCAUGUCUUAGGAGUGGGGCUGGCAGUCCAUGAGAAAUUUGUCCAUCCAGAAAUGCGUCCUCUGCAUAAGAAACUGAUAGACCAGUUCCAGAUGAUGAGAUCUAGUUUGUACCAUGAGUUACCUGGUUUGGAUAAGCUGAGUCCAGCCUGCUCUGGCAGUAGCACACCACGCAGCAACGUUCUGGUCUCACAUGGACCUAUGAGCCCAGAGAGCAUAAAGCUGCUGCAUCGACACAGCCCGCUGAACUUGCUUGGCUCAGUCCGACACUCAUCAUCCUCUUUGUCAUCCCACACCUCCAGCGAAACAGGGAACCUGGUUAUCCUAACAGACAGCUCUGUGGGGGAGGCUGCAGAGGAGAUGUAUCACAUGCAGGCCAGUCCAUCCACAUCAAGCCUGAGCUCCACACACUCGGCACCAUCCCAGAUGAUUAAUUCUGCUCCUUCCAGUGCACGAGUGCUGAUGAAAGGUGGUGGAUUGACAACACUGGAGGCUGAAGCCCUCUAUUUACCCACAGAACAGAUACAGCAUGGGCGGCAGCCGUGCAAGCUUCCCCACGCUGCCCCCUCCAAUGUGCCUCAUCUCUGUCCUGGAGGGACCACCUCUAGAGGCUCUCCCUCUCUACCAGAUAAGUACCGCCACACUCGGGAGCUGAUGAUGUUGCUGCCAACCCACCGGGACCGGCCGAGCAGCGCCAUGUACCCUGCAGCUAUCAUGGAAAACGGACAGCCUCCAAAUUUUCAGCGCGCCUUGAUGCAGCAAAUGAUUGGACCAUGCAAACCUUGCAGCGAUCCCAACCUCUCCGUGGCUGAGAAAGCUGUGCCAGCAGCACCCAGUAGCUGGAGCCUAGACAGCGGAACCAGAGAGGCCCUGCCAUUCCUGUCUGCCCACGUUGGGAGCAUCUUGGCCCCACCAGUACCUCCCCGAAGCCUGCCCCAUGGACACUACUCGCUGCACUUUGAUGCCUUCCAUCACCAGCUCAGCGAUGCUCCUCCAGCACUGCCUGCACGAACGUUGCGCAAGUCCCCUCUUCAUCCCAUCCCUGCAUCCCCCACCAGUCCGCAGUCUGGUCUAGAUGGAAGCAACUCCACUUUAUCCGGCAGCGCAAGCAGCGGCGUCUCCUCCUUGAGCGAGAGUAAUUUCGGACAUUCCUCUGAGCCACCUCCUCGCACAGACACCAUGGAUUCUGUCCCCAGCCAGGCCUGGAACACUGACGAAGAUCUAGAGACACCCUACCUCCCUGUCAGGUACAGUCUCUCUGAGCCUGAUGUCCUCGAGUCGCUGAAAUCCCAGCCAUGCCGAAGCCACUCAGCUCCAUCAGGAGUCAUCCCUCAGGACACCCUGGACCCUCCUGCUCUACCCCCCAAACCUUACCACUCCCGGCUGCCAAACAUAGAGAAUGAGGAGGGAAUGAUAAUUGAAGACGAUGACAAACACCGCCAGUUGCAUCGUAAAGUGUCCCAGCCAGUGAGUGGUGGAAAGGAAGAGCAGGCCAGGGUAGCAUGGGAGCACGGCAUCGGUGAGCAGUAGGAACAACUGCUGGUAAGCAGCUUGCGUCGUCAUUCCAGGUGUGACCGGAACGCAGAUUGCUGAGGACUCGGAGAACAGCAAGCUGACUUCUACUGCCACAAGCCUGGCUGGAGCCCGCGUACGCAGCUGGGCCAGCAAGGGAGGUUGCUGCUUUCCUUUCAAAAUUCCUUUUACACCUUUCCGUCACGCUCUUUAACUUCCUGUGCAGUGGAUGGUUACUCCUUCUGCAGCUUCUUAACCGCACCACAUGGCACAAAAGCCAUAGAGACUUGCAGAAGCUGAAAAAUACAAUUUUAAGCGGAGGGGGAAGAAGGAGGAAAGGUGGCAAGCUGAUUCUGAACCUGCUUUCCUCCCAGCUCUGGGACACACUUGAGUAGAAGCGGUUGCACUAGGGACAUAUUUUGUUGCUGUACAGAAGUGAAAGCUCAUUGCUGAAAUCAGGGAUUUUAUGAACUGUCAGUCUGGAAGGUGCAUGAGCAGCAGGCAGUGGGAAGAUGGCAAAAGAUAUUGGCUCUUUUGAGAGCAGGAUUGUACAUAUCUGUGCAGUGAUCUCCCUGCAUUGGUUCAUAGGUGCUGAGGCAAUCUAACCAGUGCUGAUGCACUGAUUUCCAAGAUACCAUUUCCAACAAACUCUGCCUCCUUUGUUUUUUAUGUACUGUUUGAUUUCUUAAAUUUUGCUUUCACUGGCUAAACCAACCUGCUUUCUCAUUGGAGUCAUGCUGUUCAUCUGUGCUACAGGAUGAGGGGGAGGUUAGUAGCCACUGGAGCUGUGACCUGAUUGUAGGCCUUUCCCAUGCCCAGCUUCGGGCAGGCUGUCGACACCAGCAUUUCUAUUCCAGUUAAAAGAAAACAGAAAGUUUUUCAUGCCACAGCUGGUUGAUGACUCACCGGUAAAGAAAACGUGGCUUAAAUGCAUCAUAUCCACUCCUUGCCUCAGGGCUGAACGCCACAAUUCUCACCAACUUCCAUCGCCCAGGAGCUGAGAUCCAUUCCCCAAAACCAUCAUUCCUCAGCCCCCCUCCAAAAGUCACUGCAGCUGGUGUGCAGGAUGCCCACCUGUCACAGUAAGCAAUGCCCAGUGUAGCGUGCACCCUAGAGUCAGGAAUCUUAAAGGCAACCUGUAAAGAAGGAACUUUUCUUUCCUCUUUUGCUUCUUUAGGAUGUAUGAAGAAGUUGUGAGAGCUUCUCCUCCUCUCUUUUUGAAGGUGUUGGUUCUUGUCUCCUCGUGUGGCAAUACAGCCUUCCCCCUGCCUUUUUUUUUAUGGUUGGGCUCCAGAAAGGGAUGAAGAAUUCAGUGCAGGAGGGAGAUUUAGAAAAGAGGGAAAAAAACCAACAAAAACAAGUAACAGAACUAUGCGAAAGUGGAGUCAGUACAAAGGUGUGUGCAACAAGCCUUUUAAUCGGUGUUUGCUUAGCUGAGUGACAUUACAGGACAGGGAAAAAGUUCUGUGGUAACAGAGGCAAGACCUGCGGUGUGAAAAGAACGAGAAGAAAACUUCUAUUCCUAUUGUCAUAUUUUUCAGGAAACUUUUGAUCAGAAGAGCAGGUAUCUGGUGUUUAAGUACAGUAAGUAAUGCUUUUUCCUGCUGCCAUGCCCGCACACAUUUUGGCCUUCCCUUACGUUCAUUUCCACCCAUAGACUGCAAAGCACACUCCAGAUGAUGGUAAGUUACCACUGAAAAACCUGAAGCACAUUCAAACAAAAGACUUACCUCCACCAUGUAAAUUAGGGUCAGAAAUAGGAAUGGCAUCAACGUGCCCUGUUCUUCCCCUAGACACUCAGUUUCUUUUGCUACAAACAGCUUAAAGAAGCAGAAAAGGAUCCACAUCUUUUACAGGUCACCUUUAGCACUACCUCUGACUACAGUGACUGGGCAGAGUACAUUGCUUCUGAACUCCUCAAGAUGGUCCGUCUGUACAAAGCCUGGGCUUGGUCAGCUGUCGUACGAAGGGGAUUUUAAGAGGAUUUCUUUCUUUCCUUUCUCGAGCUCCAGCCCAUACAAAAGUAAUAAAUUACGGUUUUGUUUCUUAAAUGGCCCAUUUGGCUGGAACAAAGUCUCUUGUGCUUCCUCUGCUUUGUUACUAACAUAACAUAGGCUGCUUGUAAUCCCUACAACCUUCACAGUUAAGAGGAGAAUGAUGUUAAAAAGCGGCAUAAGGUGGACAUUUCAUCUCUAAGAGGAGUAGAACCGCCCUAACUGUUAGUGAACCAGGCCAGGUCUCUGCUAUAGCACACAGGUACAAAAAGCUCAAUUCAGAGUUACGUUUUCAAUGAAGGUAAGUCAAGGUAAUUCCUUAGAAGUGAGUGAAAUAUUUUCAUGUUGUUCUGUAUUUUGAGGUUCUUAGGAAUUUUUGAGAGAAUGAAGUACUCCGUUCCAUCUCCCUGACCAUGUUUGGGUUUGGUUGCUUUUGGGGGUUCUUUCUUUUUUUCUUUUUUGAUGGGAAGGUUGAAAGUAGUGAAUGAUACACUGAAAUUCCUCAUUGUAUAUUAACAACAACAACAACAACCAGCAGGUUCUGCAAAUAAGAGUGUGAAAGCAAGUAACACGGGGCAAAGACCCAAUCAGCUGGAAGGCCUUCCCUGGAGCUCCCAUCAGUCCCACACAGUGCAGCACCUCGCUCUGAUUAGAGGGGCUGUACGGCAGCAGUCUGACCAUUCUGAGUGUCUGCCAUAACUGCCUGUUUGUAGGGGGUUGAAGACAAUGGUGUGUACAGAUACCCGCUUUAUGGCAGGUGCGCACAAAGGAGGAUGGAAUAAAUUACUGAAUUUACUAAAUUUGAGCCUCCGUGGAGUGAAAUUUCUGUCAUUCUGAUAUCUACUGCGCAUCCUGUCGCCCUUUUCAGUGCUUAAUGUAAAGGGUGUGGAAGAUGGACUGCUGUUAGGUUUUGUGAAUGCUGGAACAAAUACUUUGUGGAACUAAUCCUUCUCUGGAGGGUGGGGUGGCUUUCUAGCAUAGUGCAAGGCCAUCAGUAAGCUCAGUCCUGGAGCAGGUGGAAGCAACAGCAGUUUGUUGCACUGGUGCAACAGGAUUUGAAGAUUCUUUGUACAAACCACAGUAACGGGAUGCUUUGAACAGGACCCGUUUGUUCUGCACUUAACUCUGAUUCAGACGUAAUGCAUCCUCGCCUUCCUUGGGUUUUCUUUGCGUAACAGAAUAGCAUGUGCAUACCUGAAACAACCGGUGGAAUUCUGCAGCACAUCUCUCCAUCACGAGCGUUACCUGCUGGCCCCAUCUGGAACAGAAACGAGAAGAAAAGCAGUUACAAUUGUUGUCUGGAUCCUACCCAUUUUUUUCAGUGGCUGGGUUGGUUUUAUUGCUGUGUGCAAAACUACGAUUCUUAUCCAUCCUUUCCUCCUUCAUUUACUUUUUAGCCUGCUUACCAUUUUUCAGGUAAGGGAUAUCCCGUAUCCCUGCUGUGGGAGAAUCAGCCAAAACUGGGGAGGCUGAAGAGAGCAAAAGCCUUUGGGAAACAAAUCAAGUGAUACUUAAAAUGCCCUCUAUUCAUGCUUCUUUGUAAAUACCCCCAUUUGAAUGCUGUGUAUUUGUACAGGAAAUUGAGCAAAAAAUGUAUAGAUUGUGACGUCCGACUGGUAUUCUGCCCUGUAAAUGUGUUUUUAACCUCUGGCAUUCUGUGCUUAUUUAAAAAAGGCAAAAACCUCUAACCACUUCUCUUUUGUGUAUUCAUGUUUCAAAUCAAAUCAGAACAACUAUCUUAUCUAUAAUGGAAAUCACAUUGAAAAGGAAAAAAAAAUAAUUUGUACAAGUGUCCUAAAGGUACUUCAUUGUAUAUAUUGUGAUAGCAUGUUUCCAGAAUCAACAGAUAAGUGGUGUGAAUUUUAGAUGUAAAUAUCUGCUGUUUGUUUUGGGUUUCUUUCCCUUACCCAUUCACUCGACUGCUGUGAUGUGGAAUUAAAGAUUAAUACCUGA
This is a messenger RNA of Coturnix japonica (Japanese quail), 10437 nucleotides long. It is a transcript of the gene DOCK3, whose product is annotated as dedicator of cytokinesis 3. Lineage: Eukaryota; Metazoa; Chordata; Aves; Galliformes; Phasianidae. Gene Ontology annotation, biological process: small GTPase-mediated signal transduction. The record is from RefSeq and is a predicted model, not a curated record. Gene Ontology annotation, cellular component: cytoplasm; plasma membrane. Gene Ontology annotation, molecular function: small GTPase binding; guanyl-nucleotide exchange factor activity; GTPase activator activity.